Molecule: messenger RNA, 366 nt
Organism: Anisakis simplex (herring worm)
Lineage: Eukaryota; Metazoa; Nematoda; Chromadorea; Rhabditida; Anisakidae
Source: the annotation of a GenBank genome assembly
AUGGGCUCAGACACAUUUUUCAGUUUCCCUCAUGUGUUUAAGCUUCUUCAAUCCGUGAAUGCGAUAAUACUGAUUAUUUGCAUUGGAUUAGCAGAGCCUGUCCCCAGCAACGGAGUUGUAUGGUUUAUCAUCAUAUCAUCACUCACUGUCAGUGUUACGGCGACGAUAAUUUCGGUGUUAGGUGUUCAAGAUCAGUUCCUCAGUUCACUCUGUAAUAAUGGAAUUACGUGGGAAAUCCUUGAAUUGAUUUAUUCAUUUGUUUUCACGAUCUUAUCUGCUGUGAGCGUAUGGCUUUGCUUCAGCUUCAUUCAGUUGGUAGUCAAAGGUCCCUCUGGCGGUUAUGUGGCUGGUGGGGUAUGUAAUUAA